AUGGCUCCUGUCCUCGCGUCUGAUCCAGACUCGCAGCCUGAUACUCCCAUGACUGAUACAAAUGACGACACGGUCCCUUCGGUGCCCGUGGAUAGUGCCGACGCGCAAAUGACUGACUCUGACACAAAUCCCAACACCACUGCAAGCAGCGUUGCGGGCGACGCCGCGGCCGAUGGACGUAGGCGCAGAUCUGAGGCCAACCACCUCAGAAAAAGCAUCCUAGGCAAGAAGCAUGGCCGCCUCGAUAAUACGAAGGAGGAUGAUUCGAUUCGCCGAUUCCGAUACCUUCUCGGUCUCACUGACCUCUUUCGCCACUUCAUCGAGACGAAUCCAAACCCUGAAAUCAAAGGGAUUAUGGCAGAAAUCGACCGACAAAAUGCGGAGACAGAGGAAAAGGCCCGCAAGGGCUCUAAGCGCACUGGGGGUGCUGGUAGUGAGCGGCGCCGCAGGACCGAACAAGAAGAAGACGCCGAGCUGCUACAGGAUGAGAAGCAGGGCGGCGAUAGCACCACCGUAUUCCGAGAGUCACCAGCAUUUAUCCACGGUGAGCUACGUGAUUACCAGGUCGCAGGCUUGAACUGGCUCGUUUCGCUACACGAGAACGGUAUCUCCGGUAUCCUGGCCGAUGAGAUGGGUCUCGGCAAGACCCUACAGACGAUUUCGUUCCUGGGAUAUCUACGUUACAUUCGUGAUAUUAACGGGCCUCAUUUGGUCGUCGUACCGAAGUCAACCCUGGACAACUGGAAGCGAGAGUUCGCAAAGUGGACCCCCGAUAUCGAUGUCCUGGUACUCCAAGGUAACAAAGAAGAACGACAACAGUUGAUCAAUGAGCGCUUAGUCGAGGAGGAGUUCGAUGUUUGUAUCACCAGUUAUGAAAUGAUCCUCCGCGAGAAGUCGCACCUGAAGAAGUUUGCCUGGGAAUACAUUAUCAUCGACGAGGCCCAUCGGAUCAAAAACGAAGAAUCAUCGUUGUCCCAGAUCAUCCGUCUUUUCAACUCCCGCAAUCGGUUGCUAAUUACCGGUACUCCGCUACAAAACAAUCUGCAUGAACUGUGGGCCUUGCUCAACUUCCUUCUCCCAGAUGUCUUCGGCGAUUCCGAGGCAUUUGACCAGUGGUUCUCAAACCAGGAGUCCGACCAAGACACCGUGGUACAGCAACUCCAUCGUGUUCUCCGCCCUUUCUUGCUUCGGCGUGUGAAGAGUGACGUCGAGAAGAGUUUGCUACCGAAGAAGGAACUAAACCUCUAUGUCCCAAUGUCUGAAAUGCAACGGAGGUGGUACCAGAAAAUUCUGGAGAAAGAUAUUGACGCCGUCAAUGGCGCCGCUGGGAAGCGCGAGUCCAAGACCCGCCUGUUGAACAUUGUUAUGCAGCUGCGGAAGUGUUGCAAUCAUCCCUACCUGUUCGAGGGAGCUGAACCAGGCCCUCCGUAUACCACCGACGAACAUCUUGUUUUCAAUUCUGGAAAGAUGGCCAUUCUGGACAAACUUCUGAAGCGCAUGCAAGCGGAUGGUAGUCGUGUGCUCAUCUUCUCUCAGAUGAGUCGUGUACUGGAUAUCUUGGAAGAUUACUGUUGUUUCCGAGACUACAACUACUGCCGUAUCGAUGGUACCACGGCGCACGAGGACCGCAUUGCUGCCAUUGAUGACUACAACAAACCCGGAUCCGACAAAUUCGUUUUCCUUCUCACCACCAGAGCUGGUGGUCUGGGUAUCAACUUGACCUCAGCUGAUAUCGUCGUCCUCUUCGACAGUGACUGGAACCCGCAAGCUGAUUUGCAAGCCAUGGACCGAGCUCACCGCAUUGGUCAAACUAAGCAGGUUAAAGUUUUCCGAUUCAUCACAGAGAACGCCAUUGAAGAGAAGGUUCUGGAGCGAGCAGCUCAGAAACUGCGUCUGGAUCAGCUUGUCAUUCAACAAGGUCGUGCUGGACAACAGGCCAGCAAAGCAUCUUCAAAAGAGGACCUCCUUGGUAUGAUUCAGCACGGUGCUGCCGACGUCUUCAACACCAAGGGUGGGGAUGGACACGAUGUAGCCGAAGAUGAAGAUAUCGAGACUAUCCUGCGUAAAGGCGAAGAACGAACUGCAGAGCUCAGCAAGAAGUACGAGACCCUCGGCAUUGAUGACUUGCAGAAGUUCUCCUCUGAGAGUGCGUAUGAAUGGAACGGCAAAGAUUUCACUGAGCGGAAGAAGGAUAUUGGCAUCAGUUGGAUCAACCCAGCCAAGCGUGAGCGCAAAGAGCAAUUUUAUUCCAUCGACAAAUACUACCGCCAAGCGUUGGCCACUGGAGGCCGAACCGCCGAUACAAAGCCCAAGGUCCCACGUGCUCCUAAACAAAUCACUGUCCAUGACUGGCAAUUCUUCCCUCCUGGUCUUCACGAGCUCCAAGAGAAGGAGACUGCCUACUUCCACAAGGAAAUUGGUUACAAGGCUCAAUUGCCUGAAGGUCCCGAAGAGGAGCUCAGUGAGCGAGAGGCUGAGCGUGACCUUGAACAACAGGAGAUUGACAACUCUGUGCCUCUUACUGAGGAGGAGCAAGCCGAGAAAGCUCGUAUGUCAGAAGAAGGGUUUGCUACCUGGAACCGACGUGACUUCCAGCAAUUUAUCAACGGAUCUGCCAAGUUCGGUCGCACCGACUACAAGGGUAUUGCUACCGAGGUGGACAGCAAGGAGCCCAAUGAGAUUAAGGAAUAUGCCGAAGUCUUCUGGCGCCGAUAUACCGAGAUUCAGGACUAUCCUAAGUACCUCCGAGUCAUCGAUCAGGGUGAGGAGAAGGUGCGAAAGAUAGAUCACCAGCGGAAGAUGCUCCGCAAGAAGUUGGAGAUGUACCGUGUGCCGCUUCAGCAGCUCAAGAUCAACUACACCGUGUCCACCACCAACAAAAAGGUUUAUACCGAAGAUGAGGACCGAUUCUUGUUGAUCAUGUUGGACAAGUAUGGAGUCGAAGGCGAAAAUUUGUAUGAAAACAUCCGUGAAGAGAUUCGUGAAUCGCCUCUGUUCCGAUUCGAUUUCUUCAUGCUCAGUCGCACGCCCGUGGAAAUCGGUCGCCGCUGCACUACUCUGCUCAACACCGUGGCGAAGGAAUUCGAGCCCAGUGAGGGCAAAGGCCGCGGUCGUGACCGUGACGAGGAGGAAGAGAUGGAAGAAGCGCCCCCUGCCAAGAAGAAGGCUAAGAAUGGAGCUGCUCCGACCAAACAGGUCAAGGCCACCAAGGGUGGUAGCAAGACUGCCUCUGCCGCAAGUUCCCGGGCUCCCAGUGCUGCUGCAAGCAAGUCUAAGAGUCGCAAGAGGUAAUCAUGUGGAUUGAGGGUCCACGGGGUGUGUGUACGUUCCCAGUUUGCU
Molecule: messenger RNA, 3339 nt
Organism: Penicillium hordei
Lineage: Eukaryota; Fungi; Ascomycota; Eurotiomycetes; Eurotiales; Aspergillaceae
Exons: 4
Coding region: 1-3291 (1096 amino acids)
Biological process (GO): regulation of transcription by RNA polymerase II; nucleosome organization
Cellular component (GO): chromatin; nucleus
Molecular function (GO): DNA binding; ATP hydrolysis activity; nucleosome binding
Source: RefSeq, a predicted model, not a curated record